This is a messenger RNA of Desarmillaria tabescens, 1242 nucleotides long. RefSeq names its product kinase-like domain-containing protein. Gene Ontology annotation, molecular function: calcium/calmodulin-dependent protein kinase activity; ATP binding; calmodulin binding. The record is from RefSeq and is a predicted model, not a curated record. The transcript is spliced from 6 exons. Gene Ontology annotation, biological process: protein phosphorylation; cellular response to oxidative stress. The coding region runs from base 1 to 1242 and encodes 413 amino acids. NCBI's taxonomy places the organism in Eukaryota, Fungi, Basidiomycota, Agaricomycetes, Agaricales, Physalacriaceae.
AUGGCUCCAGUGAAUGCUACCGUUCCUUGCCAGUAUCGCACCGGCAAGACCCUUGGAAGCGGGACAUAUGCCAUCGUUAAGGAGGCCAUCCACAUCCAGACGGGGGAAUACUUCGCUUGCAAGGUUAUCAACAAGAAGCUCAUGGAGGGCCGAGAACACAUGGUCCGGAACGAGAUCGCUGUCUUGAAACGUAUAUCUAGCGGGCACAAAAACAUUGUGACUCUCCGUGACUACUUUGAAACCUCUCACAAUCUUUAUCUAUGCUUCGAUCUUUGUACUGGCGGGGAGCUUUUCGACCGGAUAUGCGCUAAAGGCAACUACUACGAAGCGGACGCUGCUGGCCUCGUUCGCACUAUUUUCCAAGCCGUCAAGUAUAUCCAUGCCUCCGGCAUCGUUCACCGCGACCUCAAGCCAGAAAAUCUUCUCUUUCGCACAAAGGCCGAGGAAGCCGACAUCAUGAUUGCAGAUUUUGGCCUCAGUCGCGUAAUGGAGGAGGAAAAACUAAAUAUGUUGACUGAAAUUUGCGGAACGCCAGGCUACAUGGCGCCCGAGAUUUUCAAAAAGACCGGCCAUGGGAAGCCCGUCGAUGUUUGGGCUAUGGGCGUAAUCACGUAUUUCCUACUCGCGGGAUACACUCCCUUUGAUCGUGACUCGCAACAACAGGAGAUGGAAGCCAUCAUUGCUGGCGACUACAAAUUUGAACCUCAUGAAUAUUGGGCCAACGUUAGCGAUACCGCUCGAGACUUCAUUCGAGACUGCUUGACAAUCGACCCAUCCAAUCGCCCCACAGCAGCACAAUGCUUGGAGCACAAAUGGCUUGCGGACACAUUGCCUCACUUCGUUCCUGACCCCGAGAACCCAAGUGGUGGUCCAGCUGAUCUACUACCACAUGUCAAGAAGGCCCUCAAUGCAAAGCAGCUAUGGCGCAAGGCGGCAUUUAGCAUUACUGCACUUAACCGUAUGACUGCUCUCGCCGGUAACAGCCAUCUGGACCCGCAGAAGCAGGAACUGUCGGAUAACGUGCGAUUGUAUAAAGAGGAGAGUGCGAAGGAAGUAAUGGAGAAUGCUUCUAUCAUGCAUCAUCACAAUAUGAACCAUCCCACUGAGUCGUCUUUGGACAUCAGGCAGAGUCUGAAGAAGACGGAUGAUAUUUCGGUUGAUGGAAAGAACUCGGACACCUUGACAAGUAAACUUGCCAAGGUUAGUCUGGAUGCGAAGGAUAAGGAGGCGAAAACGGCGUAG